CUUUUCUUUUCCCGCUUCGUCUAUAAAACCAACUUUCUUUUCUUCUCCCUUUGCUUAUCUCUCUUUCUUUUUAAUAUCUGGUUCUUUUUUCUUCGAUACAAUUGUCUGCGACAGUCAAAUCUUCCUUCGUAAGCUGUUCUUCAUUGAUUGAACCAUCCAGGAUUCGGUUGUCGCAGAAGAUUUUCAAUCUCUUCGAGCACAAAUCGACCUCUUGAGGUUUCAGUCCACCCUUGCAGCGGGAUGAUGUAAGAAGACUGCCAUGAUGGAAUAUAUUUCGGACAAUUGGAGCCCUACUACGCUUUCUCCAAUCACCACAUUCGGACUCUCACCAGUUGUCGCACUUCCACCAGUUCCUACCCACAAUCGUGGAAAUACACCCAUCGAUCAUCUCCAAUCGUGUAGACUCCAUGAUGAUGCUGGCCUCAAGAUAUGUUACGGGACCCUUAGAAGGAACAAAACUUCUCAGUGCAUCAAGAAAGCAGCUUCCUUUCAACCACCAAUGAUGCCAACUUGCCGUCUUCAUCAAGAUCAGUUCAAAAGGGCUGCAUACUGCAAGGUGCCAUUGGCGUGUGGAAUUGAUUGUGGAAGAAUCUGCCAGUGGAUUCCGCAUUCAUUCCAACGUUGCGCGGCACACACCAACCAUGCGAUGCCUUGUUAUUUCCUCAAGAUACCACUCGAGUUGAGAAAUCGAAUUUACGAUCUGCUGUUGCCGAACAAAACCAUCCCUUCUAGUUACGGUCACACCAAUCGGAGGACUGACAAUGAGAAAACUCAUAUGUCCAUCCUUCGUGUCAACCAACAAAUACAUGACGAGACAAGCAGGCUUCUGUAUUCAUCCAAUACGUUUACUAUCCAAGUUUCCGAACAUGGGUUAAGGAUGUGCAAUUCUGCUUCGGAACAACAAUUGCCCCUUCCUCAUUAUGGGAAUCAUGGUCAUGCUCUGCAAGAUUAUCAGAUGCAACUUAUGUUACUUGAUCAACAAAACAAGAGACGUCUUAUGAUGGCAAGAAAUCAUAUAAUUCCACCUCAGAAUACACCAUAUCCCCAUCCUGCACCAGCAAACUAUUCGAUACCGCCAUACCUCCCUGAUGCCCUUCAAGCACCAACUCAACUGGAACCUGUUUGGCAAGCACCACUGAGCCCAAGGUAUUUCAACCUAAUCCAACGUUUCCGGAUCGAAAUCGUUUUCUUCGGAAAGUUUGUUCUCAAUGAAAAUGAUGGUACAAUGAACGGCCAAGCUCGGUUGCAACGACUCUACGAGUUCAGCGAUCACCUUCAUCGACUGGUGAAUCGUUUCCGAAUUACCGGACGACGCAUCAACUGCUUAGAGAUCGAGUUCGAAUUCGGCGAAGCCUACAAUGAUCCAGACGAAGUCUUCUCCGUUAUAGAAUUGCUUCUCCGUCCCUCCAGACGACUUUGUGACAUCGGACGAGCUUGUGUUGAUUCGAUCACAAUAUUCAUGUCUCAAGCCGGCAGCGGGGGAGAUUACAUGUUACAGCUCCUCGACCCAGGACAGAGAAACGAAAACCUCAGUGAAUUUCUACAAUCAUGGUCUCGGCAACUUGCUGCAUCAACCCCCUCACUUCCUCCCAGUCCAGUUUUCGACGGCUACUGGCGACUCGAAGUGCUACUCACGAAAAUCAAAGCGCACUGCAAUCAUGUGGCUACGCAAAUGAACCAAGAUCUCAAUUCUGGGUUCCAGCACUUUGCGGAGUUGAAGCAGAGAGCUAGGAUUGCGAGGGAGGAUGAUGAUGUGACGAGUUUCAAGGAGAUUCUUGAGACGGUGAUUUCGACGUGGCAGAGGUAUUUGGAUUGGGAGAAGGAGUUUGAGAUGAGUACUUGGAAGGAUGUUGAAGGUAUUUGGGAUGUUGUUGCUGAUGGGGAGCUGGUUGUGUGAUGGGACGUCCCCAUGGCUAUGCUUUCAUUUCUUUACAAGAAAAAUGUGGUAAUCAUGUCAGCACUUGUACUGCUUUUUUGUUUUGGUGUUGAACAUUGUUCUAUCCUUAGCUGGUGGAAAGGAAGAGGAGGCCUUGAUUCCUGCGCAGUUUGGAAGUGAUUAUGGUUAGCAACAGUGGGAUCUGCUUAUCUUCACAGUUGGGUGC
This is a messenger RNA of Mollisia scopiformis, 2102 nucleotides long. RefSeq lists its product as uncharacterized. Bases 260 to 1897 code for a protein of 545 amino acids. Lineage: Eukaryota; Fungi; Ascomycota; Leotiomycetes; Helotiales; Mollisiaceae. The record is from RefSeq and is a predicted model, not a curated record. The transcript is spliced from 2 exons.